UUGAUUUAGAAAUUCUCAACUUUACUGCACUUCAUCACCACCAUCCAACAAUAACACUUCCUAUCUCUCCAUUUUUCUCUCUCCUUAAAUUAUAUAUCUGCUCUGACUUCUCAACCCUAAUUACUCUGCUUCAUUUAUUUUUCAUUUUCUGUGUUUUUCUUGAGGUAUGACGACGUCGUUUGGAGCUGCCAAUAGCGCCAUUUUCAUUGACCCAAAGCUUCAAAUUCAGAGCUUUAAUGGCUUGAAGCCUUCUGGGUUGAUUCCUGUGCAAAAAGGCGUUCAUGGGGUUUCCGUAUCUUCUUCCAAUUCUUCUACUAUUAGCGCUGUUUCUACGCCAGUGAAGCCCGAGACUUCUGCUGCGCCGAAACGUAGUAAGGUUGAGAUAUUCAAGGAGCAAAGUAACUUCAUAAGGUAUCCUCUAAAUGAGGAGAUGAUGAAUGAUGCCCCUGGCAUAAAUGAGGCUGCUACACAGUUGAUCAAGUUUCAUGGGAGUUAUUUACAGUACAAUAGGGAGGAAAGGGGCACAAGAUCUUAUUCGUUCAUGCUUCGUACGAAAAACCCUUCUGGUAAAGUGUCCAACAGAUUGUAUUUGGUGAUGGAUGAUCUUGCUGAUCAAUUCGGCAUUGGAACUCUUCGAUUGACUACAAGACAAACAUUUCAGUUACAUGGAGUCUUGAAAAAGGACAUGAAGACAGUGAUGGGCACCAUUAUUAGAAACAUGGGAUCGACUCUAGGUGCUUGCGGGGAUCUUAACAGAAAUGUCCUUGCUCCGCCUGCUCCACUUGCUAGGAAGGAUUACUUAGUUGCUCAGGAGACAGCUGAGAAUAUUGCUGCCCUUCUUACUCCUCAAUCUGGUUUCUAUUAUGAUGUAUGGGUUGACGGAGAGCAAUUUAUGACAGCUGAACCUCCUGAAGUGGUGAAAGCCCGUAAUGAUAAUUCUCAUGGUACAAAUUUCCCUGAUUCUCCAGAGCCCAUUUAUGGAACCCAGUUCUUGCCCAGGAAAUUCAAAAUUGCUGUCACAGUUCCUACUGAUAAUUCAGUGGACAUAUUCACAAAUGAUAUUGGUGUCGUCGUUGUAUCUGAUGACAAUGGAGAGCCACAGGGUUUUAACAUAUAUGUUGGAGGUGGCAUGGGAAGAACACACAGGUUGGAGAGCACCUUUCCUCGUUUGGCUGAACCGAUAGGCUAUGUGCCAAAGGAAGAUAUAUUAUAUGCUAUCAAAGCUAUAGUUGUAACUCAGAGAGAAAAUGGUAGAAGAGAUGACCGAAAAUAUAGCAGGAUGAAAUAUUUAAUUGACUCAUGGGGCAUUGAAAAGUUCAGAAGUGUUGUUGAACAAUACUAUGGAAAGACAUUUGAACCAAUCCGCGAGUUGCCAGAGUGGGAGUUCAAAAGUUUUCUGGGUUGGCAUGAACAGGGUGAUGGAGGUUUGUUUUAUGGUCUUCAUGUGGACAGCGGCCGUGUAAAAGGUGUGAUGAAGAAAACAUUGAGAGAAGUAAUUGAGAAAUAUAAUUUGGAUGUUCGUAUUACAGCUAAUCAAAACCUUAUCUUGUGUGACAUUCGUCCUGCAUGGAAACGUCAAAUCACCACAAUGCUUGCUCAGGGUGGCCUACUGGAACCAAGGUAUGUGGAUCCUCUCAAUGUAACUGCAAUGGCCUGCCCUGCUUUACCUAUGUGUCCACUGGCAAUUACUGAAGCUGAGCGAGGAAUCCCUGACUUACUAAAACGGGUUAGAGCCGUGUUGGAGAAGGUUGGUCUUAAGUACACUGAAUCUAUUGUAGUAAGGGUUACUGGCUGCCCUAAUGGAUGUGCAAGACCCUACAUGGCUGAGGUUGGACUUGUAGGUGAUGGUCCUAACAGCUAUCAGAUAUGGCUUGGCGGGACACCGAACCAAACAUCAUUGGCUAGGUGCUUCUUGAAUAAGGUCAAAAUCCAAGAAUUAGAGAAGGUGCUAGAACCUCUAUUUUAUCACUGGAAGCGCUCUCGGAAAGCCAAGGAAUCGUUUGGAGAAUUCUCAAACCGCAUGGGUUUUGAAAAACUUCAAGAGCUAGUAGACAAGUGGGAUGGUAUACCAAAAUCAUCUGGUAAAUUCAAUUUGAAGCUUUUUGCUGACAAGGAAACAUAUGAAGCUGUAGAUGAACUUGCACAACUGCAAAAUAAGACAGCCCAUCAGUUGGCCAUGGAAAUCAUCCGCAAGUAUGUUGCUGCCCAGCAAAAUGGCAAAAUUGUUGAAUGAGCUCACCAAAUCUCAAAUUCUCGAUUUCCAGAUGUAUGUACUAUCUUCAUUACAGUCCAGGGAAACGCCUGCCAUUUUUGCUGCCAUUUCUUCUCAGAUGUUACUGCACAGUAACAGCCACACUUGCCUGGACAUGAUUUUCUUCUAGUAUCUUCCCUUUGAACCUUACGUUCCCUAACCCCUCUUGGUUUGAUACAACUCUUUUUUUUUCAUUUCAUUAGACUACAUCUCUUUUGUGUAUUGUUAUCUUUGGAGGAGUUUUUGGUUGUAACAGCAAUUGGGAUCUUAGUUUAAUGUUGUCUUUGCCCAUUAGUGCUGCCUGUUCUGGUGGUUAUGUGAAAUUGUGCCGCAUGGCACAAGGUUGCUAAUGAGAACUUGUAAUUUUGACGAUUAUGAGAAUGCAAUGUGAUCUUGAAUUUGACGACAGCAAGUUGCUUUA
Chenopodium quinoa (quinoa) is the source of this 2672-nucleotide messenger RNA. RefSeq names its product sulfite reductase [ferredoxin], chloroplastic-like. NCBI's taxonomy places the organism in Eukaryota, Viridiplantae, Streptophyta, Magnoliopsida, Caryophyllales, Amaranthaceae. Gene Ontology annotation, molecular function: 4 iron, 4 sulfur cluster binding; heme binding; sulfite reductase (ferredoxin) activity. Bases 167 to 2233 code for a protein of 688 amino acids. Gene Ontology annotation, biological process: sulfate assimilation. The transcript has 8 exons. Gene Ontology annotation, cellular component: sulfite reductase complex (NADPH); chloroplast stroma. The record is from RefSeq and is a predicted model, not a curated record.